AUGGAAACCCAGAAGGAUGAUGGCGUGAGGAGUCCGAGGCCUUGGCCAGGGCCAGCGGCGCUGAGGACGCGGAGCGUCGCCACUGGCUACGCGGCUGGUGACGUGGAUGAGCCGGAGCUUCUGGACCCAGAAAGUCUCGACGGCGCCUUGCAGAGCGAGGAGAGCGCCGUGAGGUGGCUAAAUGACCUGCUGGAUGUCGACCACAAAGGUCUAAAUGCGGUCUCCUUUGCGAUCGCUUGCCUCACACUGGCCGGCGUGCUUGGUUGGGCGCUAUACACCGCCUAUGGCCUGGCGGCCAUGCCCUUCGACUGGCUCAGGGGCAAGCAGUCGCCAUCUGAGCAGCGACAUGAUGUGGAGAUGAGCAUCGCCAGCAUCCGAGAAGCUUCGCUGUUAGUUGCUGUGGGUGGGAUACGCGUGACGGGCGAGGAGUAA
This is a messenger RNA of Symbiodinium natans, 432 nucleotides long. The record is from the annotation of a GenBank genome assembly. Lineage: Eukaryota; Dinophyceae; Suessiales; Symbiodiniaceae.